This is a messenger RNA of Iphiclides podalirius (scarce swallowtail), 204 nucleotides long. NCBI's taxonomy places the organism in Eukaryota, Metazoa, Arthropoda, Insecta, Lepidoptera, Papilionidae. The record is from the annotation of a GenBank genome assembly.
AUGAUCAAAAGACAUUUCGCGACUAAGAGCCUCGUUAUAACGAUACAUUACUUAUUAAAUCAAGACGUUUCGCAGCCAACUGUCACGAGUGUAGAGAGACAAAUUCAACUCCAUUUGGAACUGUUCCGGGCCGCGAUGAAACUUAAUCCACGCCAGCAACGCGCCGGAAACCCCGUGCAGUGGGUGCCCCACCACCCCGUUCCU